CCACAGAGCAGCGGGUAUGGUGCGGAGAAGGCUCCGGACGUCUGGGGCGCUGGAGCAGCCGCCCAGCGCGCAGCUCUGGCUCUUCCCCGGCUCCCCGGGCAUGCACCGCGCGCUGCUCCGCAGAGCCCACGCCACGCGCCAGAUGUGCUGUUCGCGGGGGCGCCUGGCUGUGCUGCCGCACGGCGGGGCGGGGGUGGAGAUGCAUCUGAUGCCCGCGGAGGGCAAGGAGAAGCCAAAAUAUAUUAAAUUGGGGGGGAGGAUGAAGAUACAUUCCAUGGACCAAGGAGUGGAGCAUAUGUUAAUUCUGUCUUCAGAUGGAAAACCCUUGGAGUACAACUAUAGCAUCGGCAACUUAAGGUAUCAAAACACCUUACAAGAAAAAAGUAUAAUUCAGAUUGCCUGUGGUGAUUAUCACUCUCUUGCACUCUCAAAAGAUGGUGAACUUUUUGCCUGGGGGCAGAACUUACAUGGCCAGAUUGGAGUUGGAAGGAGAUUUCCCUCAACCUCCACGCCCCAGAUGGUGGAGCACCUCAUGGGCGUGCCCUUGGUUCAGAUUUCUGCAGGAGAAGCCCACAGCAUGGCCUUAUCCAUGUCUGGGAACAUUUACUCAUGGGGAAAAAAUGAUUGUGGACAACUCGGCCUGGGCCACACUGAAGAAAAAGACUCUCCUUCCCUCACUGAAGCACUAGACAACCAGAAAAUUGAAUUUCUCACUUGUGGUGCCUCGCACACUGCCCUGCUUACACAGGAUGGGUUAAUAUUUACUUUUGGUGCUGGAAAAUAUGGACAGCUUGGUCACAAUUCAAAGCAGAAUGAGCUAAAACCUUGUUUGGUAACUGGACUUGUUGGAAACAAAGUGACUCAAAUAGCAUGUGGAAGGUGGCACACACUUGCCUAUGUGUCUGAUCUUGGAAAGGUCUUUUCCUUCGGUUUUGGAAAACAAGGACAAUUAGGAAAUGGUGCAAAACAUAACCAACUGAUACCAUGUCCCAUGAAAUUGUCAUCAAAUGAAGAACUCACACUUGAAAGUCAUAGCUCUGACAAGGAGCUGAUACUGAUUGCUGGAGAGAAUCAAAGCAUUUUGCUCUGGAUACAAAAAGAGAAUUCUUACGUUAAUCAGAGGAGGAAAAUUGUUACAUUGAAUGAAGGGACUGUAAAAAGAUGGAUUGCUGAUGUGGGAACUAAACAGUGGCAGAAAACAAAAAGGGAAAUUCAAGAAAUAUUUUCAUCUCCAGCUUGCCUGACUGGAAGUUUCUUAAGAGAAAGACGGGUUGCAGAAACCAUGCCUGUUCUUUCAGACUUAAACAAAGCCAGAAACAUCUUUAAGGAACUAACUAAAAAGAACUCCAUUACUAACAUGAUAACCACCUCUCUCAGGAAUAAUUUGUUCAAAAACAUGUCAUUUCAUUCUCCACACCCGGAAGCAUUAGAAGUUUUCUUACUUCUUCCCGAAUGUCCAGUGAUGCAUGACUGUAACAACUGGAAAAGCCUGGUGGUUCCAUUUGCAGAAAUUCUCUAUAGAAUGAGUGACCAGUCUUCAAGGGUUCUGGAGGAAUAUUGGGCAACUCUGCAGGAAUCUGUUUUCAGCAACCUGGUCCAGAUGUUUAAAAUGGCCAUUAACUCACAACUGGAUUAUUGGGUGAAUAGUGAUGAAAAUUGUUGUCACCUUAAAGCUCUUCUAGAAACACUGAAAAAGCUGCAUAGGGUAAACCAGACUAAAUACCAACUGCCUGAAAAUAUUUUCGAAGUAGAUAAACUCUCAGGCUGGCUCAACUUUAAUGAAGAAGCAUUCAGAAGAUCCUUUUACAAAAUGAGCUUAGAUGCUUUUGCAGAAUCGCCACGCUGCAUCAUAUUCAGUCAUUUUCCAUUUAUCUUUACUACUCUAUCAAAAAUUAAACUACUGCAAGCAGAUUCUCUUCUUAAAAUGCAGGAAAGAAAGAUUAUAGCGGGUUUGAAUUUUGAAGGAAUUCUGGAAGAGACUGGUUUAACCUUGGCAGCCACCUUUAAUCUUAAAGUCAGAAGGGAUCAUUUGGUUGAUGAUGUUUUGAAUCAGCUAAGCCAAGUUGAAAAUGAAGACCUGAGGAGGGAGUUAUGGGUUUCCUUUGAUGGAGAAAUUGGAUAUGGCAUGGGAGGAGUUCAGAGAGAGUUCUUUGACUGUCUCUUUGAAACGAUGACCCAUGCAGAAUAUGAGAUGUUCACAUAUCCUGAAGAGGCUUCCUGUAUGUGGUUUCCUGUCAGGCCUAAAUUUGAGGAGAAGAGGUACUACUUCUUUGGGAUUCUCUGUGGACUUUCCCUUUUUAACCGCAAUGUUGCCAACAUACCUUUCCCACUGGCAGUCUUCAAGAAACUUUUGGGCCAAAUGCCAUCAUUGGAAGACUUAAUAGAACUCAGUCCUGUUUUUGGAAAGAGUUUGCAAGCACUUCUGGAUGAUGAAAGCAGUGACUUUGGAGAAGUAUAUUACAUCCACUUUAAUGUACACUGGGACAGAAAUGAUAUAGAAUUAAUUCCUAAUGGAAACUGUGUAGUUGUUGACCAGACUAACAAGAAAGACUAUGUUUCUAAGUGUGUGGAUUAUAUCUUCAACAUCUCUGUAAAAAUGGUUUAUGAAGAAUUUGAGAGAGGAUUUUAUAAAGUGUGUGACAAGGAGAUUAUAGAAUUUUUUCAUCCUGAGGAACUGAAGCAUAUGAUUGUUGGAAACACAGAUUAUGAUUGGGAAGCAUUUGAAAAGAAUGCAAUUUAUGGACAAGGAUUCCACCAUUCACAUCCCACUAUAGUGAUGUUUUGGAAGGCUUUACACAAAUUGACUCUGGAAGAAAAGAGAAAGUUCCUUGUGUUUCUUACAGGAACUGACAGAUUACCAAUAAAAGAUUUAAGCAAUAUGAAAAUAACAUUUUGCUGUCCUGAAAACUGGAGUGAAAACGAUCCAGUAAGAGCACAGACGUGUUUUAGUAUUCUCCUCCUUCCUAAAUACUCUACAAUGGAGAGAGUAGAAGAAGCGCUGCAGGGAGCCAUCAGCAACAGCAGAGGAUUUGGCUGACCUGGCAUCUCACUCCUUACCUUUCUUGAAAAAAAUUUCAAAAAUAAAAUUAACUCAAAAAAUUAA
This is a messenger RNA of Nannospalax galili (Upper Galilee mountains blind mole rat), 3103 nucleotides long. RefSeq names its product HECT and RLD domain containing E3 ubiquitin protein ligase 5 (gene Herc5). Bases 17 to 3037 code for a protein of 1006 amino acids. The record is from RefSeq and is a predicted model, not a curated record. Gene Ontology annotation, biological process: ISG15-protein conjugation; ubiquitin-dependent protein catabolic process; regulation of defense response to virus. Gene Ontology annotation, molecular function: ISG15 transferase activity; ubiquitin protein ligase activity. The transcript has 23 exons. Lineage: Eukaryota; Metazoa; Chordata; Mammalia; Rodentia; Spalacidae.